AUGAUGGCAGACCAUAUUGCUCUUAAUAAUGAGUCAAGUCAGGACCUGGCGGCGAUCAAUGAAGUUAUGCAAAAUGGUCCUGUAUCCCAUACAGCUGGCCAUAUCCCCAGUCACAAGAAUCAACAAAAGGGGACCAACCCGGAUAUUCCUCCUCCAAAGACAGAUAAACCACGGCCGCAUGUGUGUAUAACCUGUUCGCGGUCCUUCGCCCGCCUUGAGCAUCUUAAGCGUCAUGAGCGAUCCCAUACCAAGGAGAAACCCUUCGAGUGCCCCGAUUGCACAAGAUGCUUUGCGCGAAGAGAUCUACUUCUGAGGCACCAGCAGAAACUCCACAUGGCGACCACGCCAGCAUCGCGGCCAAGGAACGUCAGACGAGAGAGCAUGAGCAGUUCCACGAGAGUCCGCAAGAAUUCGAUUGUUGGCGGAACCAAUACCAUGAGACCAAGAGCCAAUACUAUCAGCCAUGUCGAAGGAGCCGCUGUGGGUAUGCUAUCUCCCGGAAACUCAGCUUCCAGGCCGACUCAGCCAGGCCAUACCCAUCAUCCUAGCCUUGGUGGUCUUUCGAACUUUCCCAACUUCGAUUACCGUUCAAGCAUCAGCUCACUCAAUGGACUCACCAAACUCGACACUGCAGCUCUAACCAGCGACUUCCCCGAUGCUCUUCGAACCGCACCAGUAUUUGGAAGUUUUGAUCUCCCAUUUGGGAUGGGUGAUGCGAUGAUUGGCCAGGGAAGUACAAUCAACCCUGCACAGUUGCACUUUGCAGGUUCGCCCCAUGGCUUUGCCGAUUCCCCUGCCUCCCCUUUCUCUCAGAGCUUUUCAAACAUGACUGCUACGCAGAGUACAAUUGAAGAUGACUUGAAAUAUGAAUGGCUAAAUGGCUUUGACAAUACCAUGACGUUCGCGCCCAACGACUCCGCCAUCGAUGGCUCAUCCCCAUCGGCCAUGAGUACUGGAAGUCAAAGUGGACUUAGUGAAGCGAUUCUCGACGCCGCCAACCAGGCUGCCACAACAUCCGGGGGUAGUACAGCCUGGUCUGGUACACUACUAUCCCAAAGUCAACCUCAAUCCCAGCAAUAUGCAUUGGAUUUCGCCAACCUUACGUUUCCCGAGUUUGCUGCACCUCCUGAUACUGUGUCCCCUAAGUCUCUCCUUUCACAAAACCAUGUAUCCAAUUCUUCGUUCUCGACAUCUACAUCCUUAGCGUCGAUGAAUGGACCCGUACUCUCGGGAGCUCCUACUAGUACGUUCCAUAUUUCCUCCGUCGGUGGAACAGAUGGCCUCCAAUCUUUUGAAUCUGGCUAUGGUCAAACGUCUCAACCAGCCUACUUGAGUUCUAUCACUGAUUCGACGCGACAGGCUUUGAUGGGGACUUUACAACAACCUUCGGGUUUCAAUAAUCGUCGAUUCUCGCAACAUUCCCUUAGCCCGUCGCCUUUGAGCCCUUCUAGCCCCGGAAAUAUGCUAAGCAACUCCCCGUACACCUACAACUUACCCAGCACCUACGAUCUUCAGCGAUAUGUCUCUGCAUACGUUACUUAUUUUCACCCCCAUUUACCGUUCCUCCACGUUCACACCUUGGAUUUCACCGCUCUUGAGUAUUCAGGAAAGUCUGGAUCAUCUGGCACCGUUGGCAAUAUUGCCCUCGGUGGUGGAUGUCUUGUUCUUUCCAUGGCUGCUAUCGGUGCGCUUUAUGAGUACGAUACGGCCACAUCAAAGGACCUUUUUGAGUCUGCCAAGAAAAUGAUUCAGCUUUACCUUGAGGAGAGACGACGGGCAGAUAUGUCUGCUGCCCUCAACCGUUCUAAUUUUAGCCGCGAUAAUUCACUUCAUAACACUCCGCUUUGGCUUGUGCAAGCUAUGCUACUUAACGUUAUAUACGGCCAUAAUUGCGAUGACAAAACUGCCGUUGACAUUGCGAGUACACAUUGUGCGGCCCUUAUUAGCCUGGCGCGAGCUGCAGAGCUAACGCAGUACCAUCCACCAGAGAGCUUACCAGCUGAGCAACUAGGGUACAAUGCUUCCUCCAAUGAUCUGUCUGGCCUUAAUACAGAUAUGUGGAAGGGCCAACAGACGGAAAUCUCCAACGAAAGAAAAGAAUGGCUUAACUGGAAGAUUGUGGAAGAGAGGAAACGUACCCUAUAUGCUAUUUUCACCUUGUCAAGUUUGUUGGUUUCUACAUAUAAUCACGCACCCGCUCUCACAAACUCGGAAAUUCAGCUCACUUUACCUUGUGAAGAACAACUCUGGGCAGCUGAGUCUCCUGAAGCGUGGAGAGCAAUGGGAGGUGCUGAGAAAACCUCAAUCGAGUUCUCUACUGCUCUCAAGACGCUUCUCACAGCAGGUCAAGCCUCCUCCCAUGACCAAUUCGGUUCGACUAUCCAAGUCGAUGGGUCAUUAGCUAGUGACCUGCGGCCAAGUACCUUUGGAUGUUUGGUGUUGAUUCACGCUUUGCAUAACUAUGUCUGGGAAACACGACAGUUGCACAUGGGGAAGCAAUGGGCAAGCCAGGAAACUGAGGCAAUGCAUGUGCACAUCGAGCCUGCGAUCAGAGCUUGGCAAAGAGCUUGGAGUAGCAACCCUACGCACAGUUUAGAACGACCUAACCCAUUCGGCAUUGGUCCCUUAUCUGCGGAUAGCAUUCCCCUGUUAGAUCUGGCUUAUGUUCGAUUAUAUGUCAAUCUUGGUCGGUCCAAAGAAGCCUUUUGGCAGCGGGAUUGGAGCAGCAUGGCAGAUGAGCUUACGAAGGCGGUUCAAUCUGUGACCCUUUCCGACGGUAGUCCUGAGUCGGACUUUUCUCUCUCGACCCAUGACGACGUUACGUCAAAUCAAAGGCUAGAAUCGCUUGCCGACUAUGGAGUAGCGGACCUCACUAUAUCUAGCUCCCCAGAUCAUGACCUCUCGCAACUUAUCGCUGGCUCGCGAAACAACAUGCAAGCUUGUAGAAGCGAACGCCUUCUACGCAAGGCCGCCUUCUACGCAGCAGAUUCCAUGUGCAUGUCAAACGAAUGGGGCAACACGUUUGCCGAAUUUACCUCCCGUGACCUGCCCAUCCAAAGUGCUAUCUGCCUAUUCGACUCUGCCCAAGUUCUAGCUGAAUGGGCCACCACGAUCCAAGAACGUGCUGGUCCUUACCUCGGAAUUUUGGGUCAGGACCACGUUGAUUUCAACCAAGUUCCGGCCACAGUCUUAUUGGAAGACGAGGACCGCAAUUUGAUGCAGAAGAUCCAGGAUAUCUUGAACAGCGUUGAAAAUAAGAUGAAGAAUAUGUUGCCGCAUGUUGGGGUUAGCGGAUCGGAGACGUGGAACCGUCUGCCCAGCUCAAUUGAUGGUGGAUAUGGAACGAAGAUUGUCCUCUCUGCGGCCUUUUUGCUUAAUAACGCAGGUGUCUGGCCAGUUAUUAAACUGAUGUCUAAUGCACUUGAAGCUCAAGGCCACAAGAUGAAACUGAGAGCGCAGAGCUCUUGUUCCAGGUAA
Messenger RNA from Arthroderma uncinatum, 3477 nucleotides. Its product is annotated as DNA binding regulatory protein AmdX. Gene Ontology annotation, cellular component: chromatin. NCBI's taxonomy places the organism in Eukaryota, Fungi, Ascomycota, Eurotiomycetes, Onygenales, Arthrodermataceae. The coding region runs from base 1 to 3477 and encodes 1158 amino acids. Gene Ontology annotation, molecular function: RNA polymerase II cis-regulatory region sequence-specific DNA binding; DNA-binding transcription factor activity, RNA polymerase II-specific; zinc ion binding. The transcript is spliced from 3 exons. The record is from RefSeq and is a predicted model, not a curated record. Gene Ontology annotation, biological process: DNA-templated transcription; regulation of transcription by RNA polymerase II.